CUAGGCGCUCGGCCGCGCUUUGUGGAAAGAAGGGCCGCGAGGUUGGUGGGACCGACUCUUCGGACCCGGGAGGCCGCCUGGCAUGUUGGGAGUUGUAGUUCGCGCUGGUUUGGGGUGUCUGGCAUGGAGGUUCCAAAAUCCAAAGUUUGAUUUCAGCCUGCCCUUGCCAGUGCCUGGGCCUCUCGGAGCCGUUAUUGGCUGCCGUUAAGGACCGUUACCUUUCCCGGUGAUUCCUCGGCUCCUGGCUCCGCAGUCUCGGGACAGCCCUUUCCUGGGAAGAUGUUCUUGGUGGGCCUGACUGGGGGCAUUGCCUCCGGCAAGAGCUCAGUGAUCCAGGUGUUCCAGCAGCUGGGCUGUGCGGUGAUUGACGUGGACGUCAUGGCCCGACACGUCGUGCAGCCAGGAUACCCUGCCCACCGGCGCAUCGUAGAGGUCUUCGGCACUGAGGUCUUGCUGGAGAACGGUGACAUCAAUCGCAAGGUCCUGGGGGACCUGAUCUUUAACCAGCCUGACCGGCGGCAGCUGCUCAACGCCAUUACCCACCCUGAGAUCCGCAAGGAGAUGAUGAAGGAGACCUUCAAGUACUUCCUCCGGGGAUACCGCUAUGUGAUUCUGGAUAUCCCCCUGCUGUUUGAGACCAAGAAAUUGCUGAAGUACAUGAAGCACACUGUGGUAGUAUACUGCGACCGGGACACACAGUUGGUGCGGCUGAUGCGGCGGAACAGCCUGAACCGCAAGGAUGCAGAGGCUCGCAUCAAUGCCCAGCUGCCCCUGACAGAGAAGGCCCGCAUGGCCCGCCAUGUCCUAGACAACUCGGGCGAGUGGAGCGUCACCAAACGCCAGAUCAUCCUCUUGCACGCCGAGCUGGAGCGCUCCCUGGAGUACCUGCCGCUGAGGCUGGGGGUCCUCACGGGGCUGGCUGGCGUUGCCAUCCUCCUCUACCUGCUCACCCACUACCUUCUGCCUUACGCCUAGCGGGGCACUCAAGGCAGGGAGCCCAGGCCUCCAUCUGUCUCCUUGGAGGCCGAAGCCAGGUAACACUUCCUGUUUCCUCCCAGUCCCCUCUACACACACACACACACACACACACACA
This is a messenger RNA of Cebus imitator (Panamanian white-faced capuchin), 1093 nucleotides long. RefSeq names its product dephospho-CoA kinase domain containing (gene DCAKD). NCBI's taxonomy places the organism in Eukaryota, Metazoa, Chordata, Mammalia, Primates, Cebidae. The record is from RefSeq and is a predicted model, not a curated record. Gene Ontology annotation, biological process: coenzyme A biosynthetic process. Gene Ontology annotation, molecular function: dephospho-CoA kinase activity; ATP binding. Bases 280 to 975 code for a protein of 231 amino acids. The transcript has 5 exons.